Molecule: messenger RNA, 508 nt
Organism: Colletotrichum godetiae
Lineage: Eukaryota; Fungi; Ascomycota; Sordariomycetes; Glomerellales; Glomerellaceae
Exons: 2
Coding region: 165-488 (107 amino acids)
Source: RefSeq, a predicted model, not a curated record
GGCGAUCUUCCUGUCGCUUACGCCUGGCUUACCUUGACUAAGCUACUUUCUGUAUAUUUCUGUUCUGAUUUCUUCUGUUGCCUUUUUUAGUCCCUUAUUGAUGUGACUUACGUCAGUUGCUUGUUCUUGUUAUUGGUCCUUCUCCGCCUCUGCCAUUAUUUCCUAUGUCUACCUCUCGGCCUCCCGUGCUUUGCGAUACCGGCGGUGACCUACUGGAUCGGCUUGGCGUUGAAGGCUCCAUGCGCACCAGCCGAACCAUCGAGAUUCUGUCCUGUUCCGCUGUAGCCCGCGAGCUUAUUCCUCGGAAACAGAGUAAACCGCUCACUUUAGCCUAUGGAUAUCGCGUUAUCGCUACAUUGGUACAGGCUACCGGCGUUGAGCGUCGUCCCCCGUGCGACCGAUGCGCCCGCGCGAAUGGGCCCUGGAAACAAUGUGUGGUAUUGCAGUCCCCUGAGGGUAUACGGACUACGAAAGGGCGGCUGUGCUAACUGUUGGUGGAACAACACGA